Molecule: messenger RNA, 4346 nt
Organism: Hydractinia symbiolongicarpus
Lineage: Eukaryota; Metazoa; Cnidaria; Hydrozoa; Anthoathecata; Hydractiniidae
Product: exocyst complex component 3-like
Exons: 27
Coding region: 1808-4114 (768 amino acids)
Biological process (GO): exocyst localization; exocytosis
Cellular component (GO): exocyst
Molecular function (GO): SNARE binding
Source: RefSeq, a predicted model, not a curated record
UUUCCUUUUUUUUAAAAAAAAUGCUACUUUUAGCAGUAUAUAAUAUAGCAACUUUCCUCUCUGAAACAAACUAUACUUCAGCAUGCAAGCAAAAAUAUAAACAAAUGCAGUCUUGAUCAUAAAUGGCUAGCGAUCGCACGCGCACGCUUCCACACACGCCAUGUGAAAUUCGGGCGUGCUCUUUAUCACACGCCUUGUUCUACUUCGUACACACGCCAAGCAGAAGUGAGCUAUAUUAGAGUAACCCCUCACCCAAAUUUUACCCAAUACAUAUAAUUGUUCUUUCGCGUUAAAAUGUAUCUCUAAAAUGUAUUUCUAUUAAAUACCCACCUUCAUUAAAAUUGCUGACGUGAGAUUUGUUUUUCAGCUGGCAAAAAAUUUCGUCAUUAACCUUGUAUUGCUCUCCUUAGGACGAUGACAAAUAGAAAUGAAAUGCAAGUCCUAUUGACCUACCUUCCCAAUGGUGUACUUCUUAAGUUAAUAGUUCUGUCCCAACUAGCUCUCUAUGUUUUAAGAUAAACUGAUUAGGAAAUAAGUUGUACACGUGCCAUUUACAAACUGAAGGUCAGGGCAUCAUUAAGUUGAAUAUCGCAGAAGUCGUCAUGCUUCGAAAAUGCUUGUCACAGGCACAGUUCAAUGCAAAGCAAAACUGUACAGGAGACUCAAUUGAUAGAGUCUUCGCAGAACAUCUCUUCUUACAAAACCAAGGGCAGGGCUGACUUAUUGCCUGCUGUGUCGUGUGGGAGACAGAACUUUUGGACUUCUUUUUAAUACGAUAUACAAUUUUUUUCGAUUAUUAUUACUAAACAUAUUUGAUUUCUCUAUCUCCUUUUAAAAUGAUUUUUUAAACUUUAUUGAACAUGUUUUCUCUUUUGUAUUAUUACAUUACAAGAACAUUCGUCCGAAAUCUGUAUUAAGGUACAGGACACCUAACCUCUCCCAUGUUCUGGUUAUAUUUAACUUGCAUGGGUGCGCACUCUUCUUGCAGUAUUCUCUGUGACAAUGAAGGUCGGACUGACUUGUGGCAUGGUUCUAAAUGGUUUUUCGUCUUUCGUUCGAGUCUCAGUGUAAUGCACCAGUUGAGCAUAAGAGUGUCAGCAUGAAGAAAAGGAGCCAACUUUAAUGUUCUCUAUACCUUACGUUCUUCAUAAUAACACUAUUCAUUUAAAUUUCACAACAAAAUUACGUCGGCAAUUUUUUUGCUAACUACUAUGCUUCAAAAACUCCACGCUGCCGCUCUCCUGAAUGUAAUAAUUGCACGCCAAAAUCAUAAGCUAAGCGUGCGAUACUGAUCGCACGCCUGUAUUAGUGUAAAGGUACACACGCGGGUGCAAAUAUUCAUGACCAAGACUGCAAAUGAGACGUAUAUAUACCAAGUUAUAGAGCAAACCUGUUCAACACUUCUCCUGCACUGACCUCACACAACAUAUAGAUUUUGUGAAGCUGAACCUUUGAAAAUUUAGAAAUGACUGUAAUUUGCACUGUAGUUAGUUUGUCAAUUUCCAACCUCCUUUCCAGAGCCUGUUGUCUCUUUUUUGUACCUAGACAGCAAAACAUGCUUUUCUAAUAGUUUCUCAAUUUUCUAUCAGGAAUUAGAGUACUGUGUGUGAUGAAAGACAUUGCAUGGGUUGUAAUAACUAAGAAAACAUUUUCUUCAAACACAAAACUAGAAAAGUGAAAAAUUGCUCAUGUUAAGGCGUAGUUCUAUAGGCCACACACCAUUUUUAUCCAUAUUUACAGCCUGAUUCUAUUGCAGUUUGAAUUUAGGCAGGUACUAAUGUUAUUUUGGAUUUAAAAACAGUAAAUCAUGGCUGAAGAUAUUGAAACAGCAAAGGCUGAUGCUCUUUUAAAGGCUUCAAAAUACAUAGCUGGUUGUUUAACGACUCCUGAUCAGUUGGAUAAAGUUGGACAAAUACGACGCAAAGUUCUUCGAAACAAGGCUGCAGUUGACUCAAGGUUAAAAACAGCUGUUCAGUCACAAAUAGACGGCAUUCGUUCAGGCUUGCAGGAACUAAACAGCUCUCAAGAUGAUAUUGGUCACAUAAAGAAACUGCUGUCUGAAGUUUCCGAAAUAUUUAAUGAAUGUGAACCACUAAAUACAAAAUUAAAAAAAGUUCAAAUUGCUCACGAAAACCAUACUAGAUUAGCAAAAACAAACUCACAUCUAAAGUUGAUUUUCAAUGUACCCGAAACGAUCAAAACAACUAAACAGCUGAUUAAAGAUGGAAAAUUAUUGCAAGCUCACAAAAAUAUAAUGGAAUUAGAAUCCACUCGAGAUGAUCUGCUUUAUGAAGUUUUCAAAAUUUCAGAAGACGAUGAAAACAGAGAUGAAAAAAUUGCCCAAUCACCAUUAUACAUGUACUUUGAUGAAGUUUCAAAUCUCUCAAAUGCAUUAUUAAAGCAAAUCAUGACAAUAAUUGAUCGCACAUUAUCAUUUGCAAGAAGUAAACCAUUGGAACUUGUCUCUUCAUUGAGAAUAAUUGAACGAGAAGAGAGAUGUGACCAAAGAGCUUUGGAACAAGAAAAGAAAACAAAAUUUUUACCCCCUGGUCGUCCAAAUUCUUGGAAAGGUAGAUGUAUUGCAUCUAUCCGGAAGAGUGUUGACCGAAGAUUUGAUAGCAAUCAAAUUGAGCUUCAAGAUAAAGACGAUAAAAUGUGGCUGGUGAAGCAUCUUGAACGAAUGAGAGAAAUGAUACUUGAGGAUCUGCUUUCUGUCAAGCAUUUAGUGCGUCAAUGUUUUCCUCCCAGUUACAAAAUAUUUAAAACUUACAUUGUUACAUAUCAUGAAGCCACGUCAAGAACUCUGGAACAUUUUGCAUUGAAUCAAAACCAUGACCGACCAAAUGAGUGUGUAACACUUCUAAACUGGAUUAACGAAUACGACGGACCAGAUCUUUUAGGUCAUGAAGAGCUUAAAGAAUUUGUAGAGGGUUUUAAAGAUGAGUUGGAUCCAAUUUUGAGUUAUGGUGUUGUGGAAAGUUUGAUGGAGAUGUAUGUGAGUACUACUGAACGAAACAUACAGAACUGGCUUGAAAAGAUGUGUGUUUCUGAAAGUCAGGAUUGGAACCAAGACAAGCUUCCUGAAACUGACACCGAGGGAUAUUUCCAAACAUCACUUCCGAUUAUUUUGUUUCAAAUGCUUGACCAAAAUUUACAAGUUGGUGCUUUCAUAGAAAGAGAUGUCAAAUUGAAGAUACUUGACAUAUGUGUGAAGUCUUUAGAAGAUUUUAUUCCCACUAUGAGAACUGCCAUUUUGAAUUUUAAAAGCAAAUAUUACGAAAACAGAGCGUCCAUACGAUACUUUGAACCAUAUAUGGUAUCAGUAGCAAAUAAUGCUCUGUUGAUUGCAGAAUUCUCUGAACAAAUGAAAAAUCAAAUGAGAGGCGAUCUUGGUGAGGAGACGUUUGGGCAGAACAGAGUACAGAAUUUUGAUAAAAUGAUCAAGGGUUACAAAGAUCUAUCAACAGAAGUAUGUGGCAUGCUCCUGGAUGGUGUGUUUGUCGACCUCGAUCCACAUUUACAAGAAUUAAUGACUCGCAAGUGGUGGACUUCACCAGUAAUAAUCGCGACAGUAAUCGCAACUUUCGAAGAUUACGCGAACGAUUAUGUUCAUCUUAAGCCUGAAGCGUUCAAUUAUUUGAUGAAAACAGCCGAAGUAAAAGUAGUCACCGAAUAUGUUCGUGCAAUACUCUCCAGGCGAAUUAUAUUUCGAAACUUCGAAGAGCGAAAAGAAGGGGCUGCGCAGAUCUUAGAGGAAGGAAAAAAGUUAGCUGAAGCUUUUACUCGGUUAGCCAAACUACCAGAGUUUGAAAAUUCACCAUGUGUCUUGUUGAAAUCCUGCGCAGAAGUGUUGCGCAUAAAAAGUACAGAUGUCGUUUCAUUAGAAGUUUCUGGACUGGCAACUACGUACCCUGACUUUCGUUCUGAUCACGUGUUGGCUCUUCUUGCGGUUCGUGGAGACAUGGGAAGGACUGAGAGUUUGCAAUUGAUAGCCGACUUAAAAAUACGAGAAGUUGAUGAAACUCCGCCAGAUCAGAAAAAUGAUGUAAUAUUUGGCAGAAUCACUCCUGCUGGAUCUGUCCUCGAAUCAUUAGAAUCCAGAUUCAAAAAAUAAUUACCUUUGUAUAUUAAUAUUUUUAUUUUUUUUAUAUAGAUAUAAAAUCUCAUUUAUUUUACAUACACAUAAAUAUAGAACUUCGUUGCAAACCCGGUGUAAAAGUUUCACCAUUCGAAUUGAUGAGUCACAUAAAGAACUUGCUUUGUUAUAUAAAGAUAAAAAAAGAGUAAAUUUAAAAAGAUCUAAAUUGUAAAAAUAACAAAAUAAUAAAAGAAAGUCAAAAUUUUUA